This is a messenger RNA of Thunnus maccoyii (southern bluefin tuna), 678 nucleotides long. It is a transcript of the gene immp1l, whose product is annotated as inner mitochondrial membrane peptidase subunit 1. Bases 80 to 604 code for a protein of 174 amino acids. The transcript is spliced from 6 exons. NCBI's taxonomy places the organism in Eukaryota, Metazoa, Chordata, Actinopteri, Scombriformes, Scombridae. Gene Ontology annotation, molecular function: serine-type endopeptidase activity. Gene Ontology annotation, cellular component: mitochondrial inner membrane peptidase complex; membrane. The record is from RefSeq and is a predicted model, not a curated record.
UGUCGAAGCUGUCAAGAGGAAGGUCCAUUUGUUGUGAUGAUAACUGCGUGGUCGGAGCUUUGAAUCCCACAGUCAGCUGAUGAAGAUGUUCCGCCGUGUGCUGGGGAAGACCUUGGGGUUUGUGGGCUACACUGUCCAGUAUGGCUGCAUUGCACAUUGUGCCUUUGAAUACAUUGGAGAAUUUGUGGUGUGUUCUGGUCCAUCUAUGGAGCCCACCAUUGUCAACCAUGAUGUCGUGUUCUCUGAGCGGAUGAGUCGUCAUCUUUGCAAAAUACAAAAGGGUGACAUAGUAAUUGCAAAAAGUCCAUUUGACCCAAAUAUGAAUGUUUGUAAAAGGGUAAUUGGGUUGGAAGGUGACAAGAUCUGCACAAGUGGCCCAUCAGAUCUUUUCAAGACCCACACAUAUGUUCCAAAAGGCCACAUAUGGCUAGAAGGAGAUAACCUUAGGAAUUCCACUGACUCAAGGAGCUAUGGCCCAAUUCCCUAUGCCCUCAUCCGAGGGCGUGUUUGCUUAAAGCUCUGGCCACCACAUAGUUUUGGGACACUCAGCGAAAGCCCAACCAGACGGAUCAUUAAAACUCAGAAUGACUCAGACUCAGACUGACUCAUCCAAUUUGUAUGUACCGUUUGUUACUUCAGUAAUUUUUAAAUAAAACCAUUUAUUUAAAAAAGUGGUUA